This is a messenger RNA of Sodiomyces alkalinus F11, 1134 nucleotides long. RefSeq lists its product as hypothetical. NCBI's taxonomy places the organism in Eukaryota, Fungi, Ascomycota, Sordariomycetes, Glomerellales, Plectosphaerellaceae. Gene Ontology annotation, cellular component: mitochondrion. The record is from RefSeq and is a predicted model, not a curated record. The coding region runs from base 141 to 1061 and encodes 306 amino acids. Gene Ontology annotation, biological process: mitochondrial translational initiation; ribosome disassembly. Gene Ontology annotation, molecular function: ribosome binding; translation initiation factor activity. The transcript has a single exon.
CUUUUGACUGUCGGCAAAUGGUGAUGACUUCGUCGAGACGUCUUUGAGGACGCAAUCGAACAGGAAAAGGGAACACUCCGUACAUUUUCGCAUUUUCGUCCAUUAUUGGCCGCCGAUGGCCAGCAUCACGCAGCGUCAUCAUGAAACCCUCGCAAUGCCUCUUCAACAGCCACGUCGCCCUGUACAGGGUCUUCGUCGCUCCCUUCCAAUCCUUCGAGACGACGACUAGGCUAGGCCUCCCUCGAAGAGGCUUCGUACUCGCCUCGAGUCCAUCCUUCCGAAACCAUAUUGUCAGCCCGUCAGCACCAUGGGGGCCCCUUUCAGCUGCCGCCACAGUGGGCAUGGGCACGCCAUUCCGACCCUUCUCUCCGUCCUCCCGCAGCAUACACACGACCGUGCCACGUCCCGCGCCACCCCGCGGCAGUGCACAACCCGACCGACUCCCGAUCGACCUCGAAAUCCGGGACAGACGAAUCAUGCUCAUGGACGACCGCAACAACGUCACCGGGCCCUUCGCCACGGCGCAGAUCCUGCGGCGGAUGGACCACAAGACCGAAAUGCUCAAGAUGAUCACCGCGGCCGCGAAACCCGCGGAGAAGAAACCCGGCAGCGGCAGCAGCAACCCCCCGGGCAACACGGGCGAGGAAGGCAAGGACAACAGGAAGCCGGCGGGCCCGCCCAUCGCGGUCUGCAAGAUCGUCGACCGGGCGGAGGAGAGGCGGCGGGACGCGCAGCGGGAGAAGGAGCGCAAGGCGAAGGCGAGGCAGGCGGCCAAGUCGAAGCAGAAGGAGGUGGAGGUCGGGUGGGCUAUCGCGGCGCAUGACCUGGACAUCAAGCUUGGGCGGGCCCGCGGGUUCUUGGAGAAGGGGCACAAGGUGGACCUCGUGGUGGCAAGGAAGAAGGGGGCCCGGGCCGCGGAGAGGGCCGAGAUGGAGGAGUUGGUGAAGAACGUGCGUGAGAUGGUGGCGGCCAUUCCCGGGGUGAAGGAGCGGAAGGCAUCUGAGGGGGAGUUGGGGAAGACGAUGCGGUUUUAUUUCGAGGGGCAGGUCCCUAAGGAGUGAUUUCUAUUGUAGAUUCGACGAAAGAAAGAUAAGAUGGAUAGACGGAAUGUACUCUACUGUAUUAUAUGUUCAU